CUUUUCUAGCUUGGAGUUGAGCCAAAGGAUGGCCAGGGUCCACAGUCAAAGCAGCAAAUGGAGCGCAUUGUCUUGUCUGCACAGGAUAGGAUUGUUUUGCCUGCCAAAACAUUUGUGACCCAUGAUUUGGGUCAGGAGACAAAUUUGCCACAUUUAGCAGUGCAAGUGACGAACCCAAUGCACAAGUCUGCUCGGCUAUCCAUUUCCAACAUCCCGGCCAGUCUAAAAGCCAAGCGUUUGAGGAAGAUGUGCACAGACAUAGGAACCAUUCAGAACUUCCAGAUGUUCAUGCGGGAUGGCACCCUGAUGGCUGAGGUGACUUAUGCCCAGCAGGAGGCUGCUGACCGAUUCUAUCAGGCCUACAAUCGGAAAAUGGUCGACCUCUCCCAUCUCAUCAUCCGUUACCUUCUAUGAGACUUUGAAUCAAGCUCUGUGAUCUCAGUUUUUUGAGGCCACAUACUUGUUGUAUUCUUCACUGACCAUCUUCUUGCUUUCACAUGCAAAAGACCAUGGAAGAUGGAACUAAAAACUCCUGAUGUUCUUUUUGCAUUGAAUAAAUUUCCAAAUGC
Molecule: messenger RNA, 569 nt
Organism: Darwinula stevensoni
Lineage: Eukaryota; Metazoa; Arthropoda; Ostracoda; Podocopida; Darwinulidae
Source: the annotation of a GenBank genome assembly